Thyridium curvatum is the source of this 1398-nucleotide messenger RNA. RefSeq lists its product as uncharacterized. Gene Ontology annotation, molecular function: mevalonate kinase activity; ATP binding. Lineage: Eukaryota; Fungi; Ascomycota; Sordariomycetes; Thyridiales; Thyridiaceae. Bases 1 to 1398 code for a protein of 465 amino acids. The transcript has a single exon. The record is from RefSeq and is a predicted model, not a curated record. Gene Ontology annotation, cellular component: cytoplasm. Gene Ontology annotation, biological process: isoprenoid biosynthetic process; ergosterol biosynthetic process.
AUGCCGUUCAAUUCGGGUUUCAUUGGGAGAAAGCAUUCAACGCCAAUGGCUCCUCCAUUCAUGGUAUCUGCCCCGGGAAAAGCCAUCGUAUUCGGUGAGCAUGCGGCUGUAUAUGGUCAACCCGCCCUUGCCGCUGCUAUCUCUCUCCGAUCCUAUCUUCUAGUCACUACCCUCUCCAAAUCUCGACGUACUGUCCAACUGAACUUUCGGGACAUUGGCUUGAAUCAUACUUGGGAGAUCGCCAAUCUACCUUGGAGUACCUUCCACCGACCUUCCCGAAAGCAUUCCUAUACUUCAGUUGUCGACUCCCUCGAUCCUGAUUGUCUCGAGGCCAUCAUUCCACAUGCCGAGGCCGUGUCGAAGCAUCUUCCCGACAAGGAACGAAAAACCCACAUAAAAUCCACGACUGCCUUCCUCUACCUCUUCCUCUCCCUCAGCUCCUCGACGAGUCCCGGAUUUAUCUACACUCUCCGAUCUACGAUUCCCAUUGGGGCAGGUUUAGGAAGCAGUGCCAGCGUUUGUGUCUGCUUGAGUGCUGCACUACUCCUUCAGACACACGCCCUUGCUGGACCGCACCCUGAUCAGCCGCCCGGGGAGGCAGAGGUCCAGAUCGAGCGCAUCAAUCGCUGGGCAUUCGUUGGCGAGCUGUGUAUACACGGAGACCCUAGCGGAGUUGAUAAUACAGUUUCGGCUGGUGGAAAGGCCGUGAUAUUCCAGAGAAACGCAUCGGGCCCACCGUCCGUGACGAGUCUCGCCAACUUCCCGAAACUACCACUCCUUCUCGUUGAUACUCGACAAUCACGAUCCACCGCUACACAGGUUGAAAAGGUGAAAAUACUCAAGGCCAAUCAUCCUGAAUUAACGCAGACCAUCUUGGACGCAAUUGGCAAACUUACAGCCUCUGCAUUGGAGCUAGUUUCGUCAGCCGAGUUCCAAGGUAGUGGCGCCUCUGACGCUGUGCAACACUUGGGAACCUUGAUCAGUAUCAACCAUGGUCUUUUGGUUUCCUUGGGAGUCUCUCACCCCCGUCUAGAACGUGUUCGCGAGCUCGUCGACUAUACGAAUAUUGGCUGGACAAAACUUACCGGUGCUGGAGGUGGUGGUUGUGCCAUCACACUCUUCCGACGGGACAUUGAAGACGAGACUAUCAAUGAGCUGGAGCGCAAGUUCAAUGCCGAAGGAUUUGAAAAACACGAGGCUAUGCUAGGUGCCGACGGCGUUGGGGUUCUCUGGCCUGCCAUGUUCCGAAAUGACACCACUGGAGAAGGGGAAGAAAUUGAUCAGGAGAGGUUCGAAAACGCCGAUGGCGCUCAAGGUAUCGACCAGCUGGUUGGAGUAGGGGUGCAAGAAGACAGGGAAGGCUGGAAGUUUUGGACGCGAGAUAUUGCUUUAAGAUGA